Oryzias melastigma (Indian medaka) is the source of this 1065-nucleotide messenger RNA. RefSeq names its product NBL1, DAN family BMP antagonist (gene nbl1). Bases 379 to 942 code for a protein of 187 amino acids. The record is from RefSeq and is a predicted model, not a curated record. Gene Ontology annotation, biological process: animal organ morphogenesis. Gene Ontology annotation, molecular function: BMP binding; receptor ligand activity. NCBI's taxonomy places the organism in Eukaryota, Metazoa, Chordata, Actinopteri, Beloniformes, Adrianichthyidae. The transcript has 4 exons.
CCGUCCACCCUCCCACUCCAGGAACGGGCUCCACGGGACGCCUGUCUGAGGACUCAGCCGCGCCUCGCCGCCGCGUGAGAGACUCCAGCCGAAGCAGGAAAACAACCAACAGAAAGGAAGAAAAAGUGAGAAAGAAAGAAAGAAAGAAAGAAAGCGGUUUUUUUCCGGAGAAUUCCGGGGGACGUGAAGGCGGCAGAUGGGAGGGACGUUCCUCCUGAUGGACCCCUGAGAGGAGACAUCCUUCAGCCCCGGGCUCCGGACGCUCGGCCGCGCGUCUUCUCCUCCUUAAUCUCGGGAUUAUCCUCCACAUUUACAGCCUUUGACGGGAAUAAUCCGUAUCUCAUCGUUGAGUGUCUGAGGAGCGGCGGUGCAGCAGCCAUGUGGCAGCGACUUCAGAUCUGCUGCGCGCUCUUUGCACUGUACUCGGCGGCGCCGCCUGCACACAUCAACCGCCUGGCGCUGUUCCCCGACAAAAGCGCCUGGUGCGAGGCCAAGAACAUCACGCAGAUAGUCGGGCACACAGGAUGUCAGCCUCGCUCUAUUCAAAACAGAGCGUGCCUCGGCCAGUGUUUCAGCUACAGCGUCCCGAACACGUUUCCCCAGUCCACCGAGUCUCUGGUGCACUGUGACUCCUGCAUGCCGGCCCAGACGCAGUGGGAAGUGGUGACCCUGGAUUGCCCCGGCAGUGAAGAGUCUCCUCGGGUGGAUAAGCUGGUGGAGAGGAUCUUCCACUGCAGCUGCCAGUCCUGCAGUAAAGACGGAGCCCAGGAGGGGGCAGUCAUGCAGCUGUAUCCGGCAGACAACACCCUCCUCCCCUCUCCGUCUUUACCUGACCCCCCCAGCAAAUCCCAGCCUCCCCCUCUGCCCCACGCAGACACACACUCCAACAAGCAUCUGCACAAGGACCACCACACGCUGCCGCACACUUCAGACGGGGGGUAGGAGGGGGUCCUUUCCCUAAACGUUUGUGACUUUUUCCGUCUCCUCUUGUAUGGGGCUAAAUUAGGGUCAAUAUUAUUUGAAACCCAAAUAAAUCUAAUUGAAAAAAAUAUUGGUGUUUGGCCA